UGCAUGCACGCAGACACACAGGCACACACACUCGCACACACACAUGCACUCACACACACACACACACACACACACACACACACACACACACACACACACACACACACACACACACACACACACACACACACACACACGCAAGCACGCACGCACACCCAUAUGCACAACCGCACGCACACACACACACACACUUUGUUCUAUUUCCACCUGUGCAAAGAGCUCCGCCUUUACUCCUUCUGAGACACCAUCACCCCUUCACGCGCAUCCCAUGUCAACCAACCGCUCGACAUCAAAGUUUCGGUAGAGCGCGCGCUCGUGGGGCAGAUGGAAGAAGAGGAAUAUCAUUAGGGGGUCGUAAAGAGCGAAGUUGCGGUCGACGCACGCUGGCCCCCGACCCCCUCCCCCCGGCUGCAUUCCCAUUGUUUAAUUCGAUUGGUUUACUGGAUCAUCAUUUUCUCCGUGGACAUAUGACAAUGACGGAUGACAGCAGAGCAGCACAUAUGCAAGCUCAGACCUGCUCACACUAAAGCGCGUCAGAGAGGCACCGCCACGGAGCGGCGUCGGUAGAAGCGGAGCCAGCGCUCAGGGCUGCACCGUGUCAGUCCGUGCAUGGUGCACCUCUUCCGAUGUCACGUUGUAGGACUACACAGAAAAACAACAACACUUAAGGCAAGCAUCAGGACAACAUUGGACUCUCUCCGUCUCCGAUCCGCGGUUAUCAUUCGGCAAAAGAAGGAGCCUGACCCCACGAUGACCGAAAUCAGCGAGAAGGAGAACGACUCGGAAAACCGGGACCCUUACCGGGGCCACGUUAGCACACCGACUCAACCCGAAUCCAAGCUGCAGCGCCUGAAGCGGUCCCUGUCCUUCAAAUCCGUGAUGCGCAGCAAGAGCGUGGACAACUUCUUCCAGCGAGGCAACAACAACAACAACCUCAGACUCCCGCCCGUCAUCGCGGCCAAUCCGCCGCCCCCGUUGUCCUCGCCGCCGCCGUUCCCGGAGAGCCCGCUGGCCUACGAGAGGUCGCCGUCGCUCUCCUCCUCGGCCAGCCCCGACCCCUCGCUGUCGUCCUGCUCCCCCAACACCAGCCCGUCGGCGACCCUCGCCCCCGCGCCGGGCCCCGCCCAGGUCCUGCUGCGGCCCGUCAAGACCCACUGCUUCCAGGACCACGUCUUCCGCAAGCCCACCUGCUGCGAGAGAUGCAAGCAGAUGAUCCAAGGGAACUCCAAGCAGGGUAUUCGCUGUAAAACCUGUAAACUGGGGGCACAUCUGUGGUGCUCUUCUGAACUCUCCACACAACCCUGCAAUGGCAAGGUAAGAACACUAGGCCCAUUGCUGACAACUCGACUUAGCCUAGCUGCUAGCGUGCUCAAAGGCUAGCUCAAGGUCUGAGCGUAUGCUUGAUUAAAUGUCUGAGCGUAUGCAAUCUCAUAGACUGAAAAAGAAAUAUGAUGUCCAUAACAUCACCCAUUAGAUAAGACAGCGGUUAUAAAGCCUCCGAUUUCAGGAUAUGAGGGCCGCCAUUGCUUGGGAUUUUUUGCAACCAGCAGCUAAAACGAUCGAUAUUUGGCACUUUGAGGGUGGAAGUUGGCGGCCCGCCGCAUUAGUCUGUCCAAAACUCAUUCAUAUGAAUUCCUGUAAAUGUUAUAAAACGAUCCGAAGGGACCUCUCAUACUGAAUGAUAUGGAGUUGAACUAGCCACUGAGAUUCAAAUCAAAUGAAGAAAAAAAUAUACAAGAAUUAAGAGAAUUAGGAAUUAGUAAUAUAAAUAAGAAUUAUAUUACAAUUCUCUUUUAGAAUCAAAUCAACAAUCUACAGGCCGUUAGAUAAAUGACACAUUAGCUUCCACAUGGCCUUCACAAACAGGCUGUUUGUGCUACAGAUUGCGCUAGCUACUAGUCUGAUGUAAGACAAGCUGCUGCCCUGAACUGUGGCUAGAUGCUAGCCUCAACUAAGGCUACUUGCGUCUGAAUGAUGGAUGGAUAGAACUUUAUUAAUCCCCCGGAGGGGAGUUCCCUCUGUUACAGCACGGCAGCAGUGGAAGGCACAGGAUAUAAUGCAUAACAAUCAAACACAAAGUAGUGCUUAGGAAAACAAAAAUAGAUGCGAAAGUAAAUGCUAAGUAAGGCCAAACAGAACAAACGGGGCAAACAGGACAAACUGUAUAAACACUAUAAAUUAUAAAGUGGCCCAGUGCCAGUACUUCACAGUAUAUUAAAGCCUGCGUGCAAUGUAAAAAACAA
Gadus macrocephalus (Pacific cod) is the source of this 2243-nucleotide messenger RNA. Its product is annotated as SH3 and cysteine-rich domain-containing protein 2-like. The record is from RefSeq and is a predicted model, not a curated record. The transcript is spliced from 3 exons. The coding region runs from base 610 to 1380 and encodes 256 amino acids. NCBI's taxonomy places the organism in Eukaryota, Metazoa, Chordata, Actinopteri, Gadiformes, Gadidae. Gene Ontology annotation, biological process: positive regulation of protein localization to plasma membrane; skeletal muscle contraction; positive regulation of voltage-gated calcium channel activity. Gene Ontology annotation, cellular component: extrinsic component of cytoplasmic side of plasma membrane.